GAGCCAGUUCAUGAGGGACUCCCCAGAGCCGAGUCCCGGGACUGGCUGAGAAGCCUGCUGCCCUCCUCUCCCCAUGGAUAAGGGACUGCCUCUGCCCCAGGACUGCCGGGACUUUCUGCACGGCCUGAGGAUGAGGGGCAGAUAUGCCCUGUUCCUGGUUUUCGUGGUGGUGGUUUGUGUCUUCAUCGAGAAGGAAAACAAAAUCAUUUCCAGGGUGUCGGAGAAGCUGAAGCAGAUCCCCCAGGCUCUGGCUGAUGCCAACGGCACCGACCCAGCCUUGGUCUUGGCCGAGAACGCGUCCCUUUUGUCCCUGAGCGAGCUGGAGUCCGCCUUCUCCCGACUGCAGAGGCGCUUACACAACCUGAGCCUGCAGCUGGGCGUGGAGCCCGCCGCGGAGAGCGCGCCGUGGGGGGGUUCGGCCCGGGCCCGGCGCCACGUGCUGCUCAUGGCCUCCACGCGCACGGGCUCCUCCUUCGUGGGCGAAUUCUUCAACCAGCAGGGCAACGUCUUCUACCUCUUUGAACCGCUGUGGCACGUGGAGCGGACGGUGACCUUCGAGCCCGGGGCCCCCAGCGCGGCCCACUGGGCCCUGGUCUCCCGCGAUGUGCUUCAGCGGCUCCUACUGUGCGACCUGUACAGCCUGGAGCACUUCAUCCGGCCGGGCCCCGAGCAGCACCUGACGCCCGCCCUGUUCCGCCGGGGCUCCAGCCGCGCCCUCUGCGAGGAGCCCGUGUGCACGCCCUUCGUCAAGAGGGUCUUCGAGAAGUACCACUGCAAGGAGCGCCGCUGCGGCCCCCUCAACGUGACCCUGGCCGCCCAGGCCUGCCGCCGCAAGGAGCACGUGGCCCUCAAGGCCGUGCGCAUCCGGCAGCUGGACUCCCUGCAGCCGCUGGCCGAGGACCCCCGGCUGGACCUGCGCAUCAUCCAGCUGGUGCGAGACCCCCGGGCCGUGCUGGCCUCCCGCAUGGUGGCCUUCGCCGGCAAGUACGCGACCUGGAAGAAGUGGCUGGCCGAGGGCCAGGACCGGCUGCGGGAGGAGGAGGUGCAGCGGCUCCGGGGCAACUGCGAGAGCAUCCGCCUGUCGGCCGAGCUGGGCCUGCGGCAGCCCACCUGGCUGCGGGGCCGCUACCUGCUGGUGCGCUAUGAGGACGUGGCGCGCUGGCCCCUGCAGAAGGCGCGCGAGAUGUACCGCUUCGCGGGCAUUCCCUGGACCGCGCAGGUGGAGGACUGGAUCCAGACGAACACGCAGGCGGCCCAGGACGGCAGCGGCGUCUACUCCACGCAGAAGAACUCCUCCGAGCAGUUUGACAAGUGGCGCUUCAGCAUGCCCUUCAAGCUGGCCCAGGUGGUGCAGUCCGCCUGCGGCCCUGCCAUGCACCUCUUCGGCUACAAGCUGGUGCGAGAUGCCGAUUCCCUCACCAAUCGCUCCAUCAGCCUGCUGGAGGAGCACGGUACCUUCUGGGUCACUUAGGGAGCCUGGGGCCACACGCACCCUUCAAGGCUCAUGGUCGUCCCACCCUGCUUCCUCCUUCCGUGGCCUGCAGGGAGACCGUGGCUCUGGAGGGCAGGCGGGAGGUGUGCGCUGAGCGGUGCCCGGGGCCCUGCUGGCUUUCCCACUGUAGGGGGAAGGGCCACUUUGGGGUUUCUCCCUGAUUACAAGA
Molecule: messenger RNA, 1661 nt
Organism: Echinops telfairi (small Madagascar hedgehog)
Lineage: Eukaryota; Metazoa; Chordata; Mammalia; Afrosoricida; Tenrecidae
Gene: CHST3
Product: carbohydrate sulfotransferase 3
Exons: 2
Coding region: 74-1471 (465 amino acids)
Biological process (GO): carbohydrate metabolic process; N-acetylglucosamine metabolic process
Cellular component (GO): Golgi membrane
Molecular function (GO): chondroitin 6-sulfotransferase activity; N-acetylglucosamine 6-O-sulfotransferase activity
Source: RefSeq, a predicted model, not a curated record